AUGGUGCUUCGCAAAUGUACCAAACAAACAUGGCGGAAAGCGCUCAAAAUGUCGAUAAACAAAGUGAAGGAAGUUCUGUGAGUGAAACCAUCAAUAAGCAGGGGUGGUUAUCUAAACGGAGUCGUCUUUCCAAACGCUGGGACAAGCGGUGGUGCUGUUUAAGGAAAAAUGAACUAACUUAUGGCUUAACAGCAGAGAAUCAAGAGAAAGUAGUUCUAUUGGAGGGAUGUGAGAUGUCAGAUUGCAACAUUGACAAAAAACAGUUUGCCUUUAGAAUAAAGCCCAGCGGAGGAAGACGUGUCUACUUUUUUUCAGCUGACAGCGAACAGGAACAACAGGAGUGGCUGCAGGCAAUAUGCUUUGCUAAGGCAUCAGGCAACAUGGGGGAUGGAUCGCAAGCUUGUACAAUACAAUAACAGCUACAGUACUGUUAUCAAACAUCUUAGAAGCUUAAUCUCAAGCUCAGAAAACUGUGAACAUCAGAAAUAUUUUGAGAAUGUUUUGUUUAAAGAAGAAAUUAGGAAGAUAUAAGAUACAAGUGUGUGAAUAGGCCAUCAUUAUUAUAUCACAUUUCUCUGUUUGUAGGGAGAUUUGAGACAAGUUGGGAGAGUUAAGCUGGGGAUCUGGCAUAACAUUUUCAGUACUAAGCCCCUUGCAGAUCUUUUGCUUAGCUCAAGGCCUCAUAUCAUGAGUGAUGGAAUGCUUGUGCUGAAAUGCUUAUUAUGAGGGCAUGGUCACACACCAUUGAAAUACAAAAUGCAAGUGUUUUGUUAUAUAGUUUGCUUUCUUUACCUGAUCUUCAGUGCAGUUAGUCAUGAUGUGAUGUAUUUUUCAUACACAACUCUCUGAAAUAUUCCAGGUGUUUGCUGUUUGCUGAGUCUCUAAGAAAAGAAUAUUAUUUUAAACCCAGCAGGAAAAAGAGGUCAAGUAAAACUUGAUGGAUGUUACACCUUAAUUUAUAAUGAACAUGUUAUUAAUGUUAUUCUUUAUAUUUUAUUCAUCAAUCUUGUACAAAGCACAAGCCAUUGGUUAUGUAUUAUAGGCUAUAUUUACUUUAGCUAGUUUGGAGUUAAUUUAACCCUUUAAACCCAGUGAGUGAUCAUCAUCUAAUUUCUCUUUGCAGUAAUACUGCUGAAUCAUUCAUUAAGAUCAUGAGAAUAUAGGAAAUGAUCACCAGCCUAAGAAGCUUUGAUUGUUACACAAAUUCUUGUUGUGAGUACCAAAAGAAAUGUGAAGAGAAGAGUGUUGAGAAUGUGGAUACUGGUGUUAAGGUUUAAAGUAUUCACAUAUUUAUGAAUUAAUGUUUGUAAAAAUGAAAAAAAUCUUGGGAUAAAUUUUUUAUUGUCUUUGUUAAUUUGCCCUGAUUGAGUGGGAUUUAAAAAAAAAAACAUGGAUGCUCUUGCCAUUCUAUUACAUAUUUCCCUGCACCUCCCCAAAGCCUUUCUUCAGGUUAUCUUAACAGUUGGGUUGUACUCAUUUAUACCCCCUGGUGGAGAGACACAAUGACCUGGCCAGGUCUGGAACCAGGACACCUCCCUCCUUCCCCCUUAGUGUGCAAACUGGUAGGAAGAUAAGUGGGUAAUGGAUAAGUCUCCAGGAAACUGUAAAUGCAAAUUCUUGAAGAAACUGUUGCAAGAAAUGCUAUUGCAACUGUAUGUAAAUGAACUGCAGGACUGUGAAAUGAGAUACAAUUAGAAUUUACUGCUCAGAAAACAUUAAUUAACAGAUUCUUAUGUAACUUUCACACUGAUUGUGAGUAGAAAGCUUGCCAGCUUUAAAUGUUUGGAUUAUUCUGCAUAUUUACUUUAACUGAC
Pocillopora verrucosa is the source of this 1814-nucleotide messenger RNA. RefSeq lists its product as uncharacterized. Gene Ontology annotation, biological process: receptor recycling; endosome organization; retrograde transport, endosome to Golgi. The record is from RefSeq and is a predicted model, not a curated record. Lineage: Eukaryota; Metazoa; Cnidaria; Anthozoa; Scleractinia; Pocilloporidae. Gene Ontology annotation, cellular component: early endosome; recycling endosome; trans-Golgi network.